Molecule: messenger RNA, 2333 nt
Organism: Puntigrus tetrazona (Sumatra barb)
Lineage: Eukaryota; Metazoa; Chordata; Actinopteri; Cypriniformes; Cyprinidae
Gene: grk1a
Product: G protein-coupled receptor kinase 1 a
Exons: 7
Coding region: 1-1692 (563 amino acids)
Biological process (GO): regulation of opsin-mediated signaling pathway; protein phosphorylation; visual perception
Cellular component (GO): cytoplasm
Molecular function (GO): ATP binding; rhodopsin kinase activity
Source: RefSeq, a predicted model, not a curated record
AUGGACAUCGGUGGCCUGACCACGGUGGUGGCCAACUCGGCAUACAUCUCGGCCCGUGGCAGUUUCGACGGCACGGCCAACCCGGCGGCCAACCGAGACAAGAAGUACCAUGCCAAACUCAAGCUGCCCCACAUCACGGUGUGCGAAGGUCUGAGAGAAACUCUGGAUCUGCAGUUCAAGAGCAUCUGCGUGGAGCAACCCAUCGGCAAGAGACUCUUUCAAGAGUUUCUGGAAACCACCAACGAGUAUAAGGGCCCUUGUCGCCUUUGGAAGGACGUUGAGGCGUACGACACCGCCGAGGAUAAAGACCGAGCUCAGAAAGCUGCCAAAAUCCUCCAGCGCUACAUGGAGCCUUCGGCCAAGCACUUCUGCCCCUUUUUACCCGAGAACGACAUCACCAAGGUGAAGGAGCGGCACGAGGAGGCGGCGGACGACCUGUUUGUGCAGAUCCUGCUCAGUGUUUUCGACUUCCUCAAAGAGGUUCCCUUCACCUUCUAUCUAGAGACCAUGUAUUUUAAGCGGUUCCUCCAGUGGAAGUGGCUGGAGAUGCAGCCCGUAGGCGAGGACUGGUUCCUGGACUUCCGUGUUCUGGGUAAGGGUGGAUUCGGAGAAGUGUCCGCCUGUCAGAUGAGGGCCACGGGGAAGCUGUACGCCUGCAAGAAGCUCAACAAGAAGAGGCUGAAGAAAAGGAAAGGCUAUGAGGGCGCCAUGGUGGAGAAACGGAUCCUGGCUCGAGUUCACAGUAGAUUCAUCGUGACGCUGGCUUACGCCUUCCAGACCAAAACAGAGCUGUGUCUGGUGAUGACCAUCAUGAACGGAGGAGACCUGAGGUACCACAUCUAUAACGUGGAUGAGAAUAACCCAGGGUUUUCUGAAGCCAGAGCGUGUUAUUAUGCUGCUCAGAUCAUUCAAGGCCUGGAGCAUCUUCACCAGAAGAGAAUCAUCUACAGAGACCUGAAACCAGAAAACGUUCUGCUAGAUAAUGAAGGUCAUGUCCGUAUCUCUGACCUCGGGCUGGCUUUGGAGCUCGCAGAUGACCAGCUCAAAACCAAAGGAUACGCUGGAACUCCAGGGUUCAUGGCCCCGGAGCUGCUCAAGGGUGAAGAAUAUGAUUACUCAGUAGAUUACUUCACUCUCGGGGUCACGCUGUACGAGUUCAUCGCUGCUAAAGGACCCUUCAGGACUCGAGGAGAGAAGGUGGAGAAUAAAGAGGUGAAGAAACGGAUCCUGAACGACCCGGUGACCUACCCAGAGACCUUCAGUGAGAAGGCCAAGUCCAUCUGUGAGGGUCUGCUGGCUAAAGAAGUGGACAAGAGACUGGGCUUCAAGAACGGCUCGUGUGACGAGCUGCGAGCGCAUCCCUUCUUCAGCGAAAUCAACUGGAGGAAACUCGACGCCGGGAUUCUGCCUCCUCCGUUCGUUCCCGACUCAAAGACGGUCUACGCCAAGAACCUGGACGACGUGGGCGCGUUCUCCACGGUGAAGGGCGUCUGUCUGGAGGACGACGACAAGACGUUCUUCGAUGAGUUCGCGUCAGGAAACAUCUCCAUCCCCUGGCAGGAGGAGAUGAUCGAGACGGGCAUCUACGGAGAGCUGAACGUGUGGGGCCCGAACGGCACGGUGCCCAACGACCUGCGCCGAGAGUCCAUCCUGGAGCAGCCGCCCAAGUCCUCCACCUGCUGCGUCUCGUAACACCACCCUGAACUCUGGGCUUCAGCCGCUUCACCAGCACCACACCUGUCAUGUUCACCCGAGAGCUGAAUAAACCCUCUCUCUAGUGAUGUCUGGUUUGUGAUCGGACGGUAUCUGUCUCAGAUACAGCUAUUAGAAACUCUGGAAUCUGAGGGAGCCAAAAAAUUGAGAAAAUCACCUUUAAAUUCGCCCAAAUUAAGUUCUUAGCCGUGCAUAUUACUCAUUUACGACAUAUCUUUAUAGAGCAUGAUCUCUACUUGAUAUCUUAAUGAUUUUUGGCAUGUAUACGGUGUAUUGUUGUCUGUUUCCAGAAAUGAUUCUAGGAGCUCAGGGUGAAGCGUGUUUAUUAGUGAUUAUUGAUCUUAUUAAUAAAGAGUUUAUUGAGCAGCCAGCGUUCUGUUCAAGCACUUUAGCGUUUAGGCUUUAAAACAGAGCUGAAUGAGACAGAAUAUCUAGGGAUGAGGAAAGAAUGAAGAGCCAAAUGCUUUGCAGUCUUUCUUUUGACAUCCAUAAAGCUCAGUCGGUAAUAACGAAGUAAAAUGCGGAAAAGUAUUUAGGAUUUUUGUCUGUUUCCAGUCAAAACAUUCGACAAUUCUUAAAUUAAUAUGCAGUCAUUAGAUAAGCAAAAUGAUGCAAGAUUU